This is a messenger RNA of Acanthosepion pharaonis, 591 nucleotides long. NCBI's taxonomy places the organism in Eukaryota, Metazoa, Mollusca, Cephalopoda, Sepiida, Sepiidae. The record is from the annotation of a GenBank genome assembly.
AUGAGUGUAAGGUGCUUGGAUAUAAUCGGCGACCAUUACUAUUUCCUUUGCCUUACAAAUUUAUCCCUCAUUUUUCUUCUUUUCAUUCUACUAUUGUCUCCUGUUUUUGAUUUUUUUUUCUGUUUCUUCUACCAACAUCUCUCUCUUUCUUUUCUUCGCUUCUGUCUACCAUUCUCUCCCUCUUUUCUUCCUCCUACUAUCGUCUCUUUCUGUUUUUUUUCUUUUCCUUUUACAAAAUGUCUCUCUCUCUCUCUCUUUUUUCAUCUCUUCCUUCUACCAUUUUCUCUCUUUUUCCAUUCCUUUAGUAUUCUCUUUUUUUCUUCGCUUCUUUCUCCCAUUCUCUUUUUCUCUUUUCUUUCUUUUUCUUCUACCGUCGUGUUUUUCUCUUUUUUCUUCGCCACUCCCACUAUUUUUCUCUUUCUUCCUCUCUUGCUUUUACUAUUACUUCUCUUCUUUCCCACCAUUAUCUCUCUCUAUUCCUUCUCUUUCUUUUGCCAUUGCGACUCUCGACUAUUUUGGAAUUCUUUCUUUCUUUCUUUCUUUCUUUCUUUCUUUCUUUCUUUCUUUCUUUCUUUGUCGGUUUCUCUCUAA